GAACAAUUUUAAUUGCGUCGAAUUGUUUUUUUUUUUCUGGACGACAGACCGCCUGUAGCGAACUCUGUCUGCUAACUAGCACUACUACUUCUCCUGCUCGGUACUGCCGUUCGACAGCUAAUUUAAGUGCUAUGUGUGUAUAUUAACACAAAUUACACCACCGCAUAAUGUGCUGCCGGCGUGUGUUGUAAUAGGAGGAAGCAGGAUUUGUACUUUAAAUACAGUCCCGGCGGGUUUUGAAUGCGCGUAUUACAUGGUCACGGGGACCGACCGAAGCACUGUGUGUCAUUAGCUGACUGUGAGAAAUUGUGGGCUUCCUUUUAUCUGUAGAUGGCAGGCAAUGUGGCUUACAAUUGCUUUCAAUUGUAAUUGUAAAUGCUUUUGAAAACAGAGAUCGAUUGGAGUUAGAGUUUGUUGAAGCAGGUUCCUCACAAGCGCUAGGUGAACUUCAUUUCGGUUUGGAAUUCUAUAGCGAAAUAAUGCCACACGAUGAUGAUGUGUACAACCUUCAGUUUUUUCCUCUUGCGAUGAAGCCCUCACACGAAGCGAGAUAAAAACAGAACAAAACAAAUUAACGAGCAAAAUCAACCUCCAACAAACACUUCUUCCGCUCUUUGGCGCCCGGAUCUCCGGACCUCCGGGCAGGCAGCAGUGUCAAUGCGGUUCGCGAGUGUCACGGUUAAGCGAGUGCCUGCCGGUGGGGCCACGGACUCAUGCGCUGGGUGCGAUGUUCAAGGCCACACGACGGGCGCGUUGAUUGCAUUUGUGUGUGUGUGUGUGUGUUUACGUGCUGAUUGAUCGUUCGUCCAACCGAUCAUCCGAUCGUCAUCACGGCGACGGUGCGCAUCGUGGCCUUCUUACCCGUCAGCUCCACGGGCCUUGAGGUGGUGGUGGCUUUCGAGUGGCUAAUAGAAUCUUGCGGUUCCGCUGUUCGAUCGGAUCGCGAUGCCAACGCAAAGGGUGUGACAAUGCAGGCGGCAGAGUACAAGAGGAAGUGGAUAGUAGUUUCUAUUGGUUUGUGGUGGUUGACGGUGGUACAAACACAGACACGAAAAAUAGGUGUCGCUUUGUAAAUGGUGGUCGAUUGUUGUCGAUUCACCUUCCAGUGCUUUUGAUGAUCGUACGAGCGACGACGGUAGUGAACGGAGGGUUCGGUUUGGUUAAGUUUUACGUAAUGUGCGAGGCCUUUUUGUCUGCCCUUGGCUUAGCGCAGGGGGUCCGCUUGAAGAGGCUCAAACAUUACCAGACCCUCCCGAACAUCUUUGCCGGCUUUGGUAGAAAGUUACUUUCAAAGCCUCGCGCGUUGCCUGCGACCUUUGAUCGAGCGAGCGCGCGCGAUCGCGAGACGAUCGUUGUUUGCUCCGGCCACCAGGCACCGGGCAGGGCACCUUAGCAAUGUGGAUUGAACUGGAAUUGGUUGGAGUUGCCUAAGUAAACACGCUCCCUUUCGGUGGCAGCUUUGGGUUUGUUGUUUAUAGUUUCCUAGAAAUGUUUGUGACAAGUUUUUAUAAUGAUUUCUUGGAGAUUUGUUUAUGCUUCUUUACGCAAUAGUCAACGCUAAUGGUGCUUAACGGUUUGUCAAAGUAAUUGUUUAAUUUUACACUAUUUGAGCAAGGCGUAGAACCGGUAAAUGCUCAGCUAACAAUUGAUCAUGUGUCAACAACUGAUUAUGAGGUCUCAAAAUUUGUUUGAUUUCAAAAAAUAAACAACAAAAUACGUAGUUUGUUUUGUAUAUUACCAGAGGAUUGAACCUCAGAUCACGAUCAGAUGUUCGUUCUAGGCAAAUUUUCGCACCAUCACUCGUUGGAAAAGACAUCUGCUCGAUUCGAGCCUUUCAAAACGGAUGGUUUUGUUGAUUAAUGGCUCUAACGAGAGAUAGAGAGGAAGAAUUCAGCCUUUCUAAUGCCAUUCUACUUCAGGAAAUCGGAGUGGGUUCUGCCCACACACCUUGGCUGAAGUAAGCAGAAAAUCAUUCUUUGUUCUUGUAGAGGAGCUGGGAGUUAGCAAACUCUGUCCAAAGCUCCGAAAUGUGCCAUAAAGCAAUUCUAAUGGUUGACCAAACCCAACGAAACCUUCAACCGCUUCGAUUGGGUGUGUAACACCACCACAAAGGUAGACCGCGCAUAGGAGGUCAUUGUGCCCCUUGCGUGGUGCUAAUGCGAUACCGAAUUCGGCUGACCUUCCUGCUCUGCGUGUGGAUUUGUUGUGUGGGCGCCGAGCCGCUCAAAACCGGUAGCGAACUGCUGGUGUAUUUUGGCGCAACUUCGUAGGUAGGGUUAAGGAUGGCCACAAGGUGGGAGUGUUUCGCUUUGCUCUGACCUGUUGUGUAAAAAUGUGUUUGCAAAUUGAAUCAAUUCCCCAAGAUGUGAAGCCCAAAUCAUUUGGUUCAAUGUCAUCAUGGUGGAGUGGUCCGUUGUGGCGCAGUUACAUGUGUCGUUCGAUCACAACACUGCUCGACAUCUUUCACACACAGCAUCGGGGCAAUCACACGAUCACGAUCGACGCCGAUUUGUAAUCUCUCUUUCGUAGGCAAACCUGCAAUAACACUCGAUCGUUGCUGCUGAUUGCUGCUGAUGUAACAAUGUGUCGUUUUUUUACGUGCACGACACCAGACACAGAUAGCGGGCCUGGAAGUCACGUCAAGGUGUAUGCCAGGGCCACACGAUGCUCCAGUCCGCUUUGCAUGCUGCCUGAUCGUGCACCGCACUCACACACACACACACACACUCCGCGUGAGGUGGAAUGUCACGCAAGGUCAGAAACGGUUGAAAGAUCCUGCCACUGCUGCUGGUGGUGGUUGUGCGGGUGUGCACUCUUGAGGUUUCGUAGAAUCUGCGCGAGAGGUGCAUGGAAUUUGAUUAAGCGAUAGACGACGCUCUACUUUGCUUGAAGUUCGUAUUCUUUGAAGUCAUCGUGAGGAUGCCUUUUUAUAGCUUAGAGCACUCCAGACAACCAUAAGAUGUGCCACAGACAAGUGGGUGACAGUUCCGUCAUCAAUCAAGCGGGGGGAAAUGCGGCCUUCGUCACACCACGCGUGGGUAGUGCUGACUCUUAUCAUACAUACAAAAGGAGAGAGCGCCAGCGUCUUAUCAGUGGCCAGUUGUGUGUGAUGAUGACUUGGGUUAUUUUUUGUGCGGACUUAUUGCGCCUUUGUGUGUGCUAUUGGGCUGGAGGGAAAUGAGGUGAUAACAAAUCCCGAACAGUGACGUAACGUUGAUAUGGUUCGCGGGUUUCGAUUGAUUCGAUUAGCGAGUGGUCUGGCCAGUUCGAAAUCAGCUCAUGAGCGGAGAGGAUGUAGUGGCUUCUUCGGUUGGUUGCCAGUUCGUCGUCUCGUAAUGAAUUAGUCGUCCGUUGUGCGUUCUUGCUGUGUUUUUGUGUGUGUGUGUGUGCUUUCCUAACCCAAGCGUCUCUUCGCUCUAUCCGUUUCAGUGAGCGUACUUACGACCCCGGUGCGGUGUUCCUCCCUGAGCUUGACUCGAAUUAAUAAGACUGUUUGACUGCCGAAGCACAGAACCUCCAGCAAGGCAUAAGGGGCCGUUUUCAGUGUGAGUGUGUGUGUUAGUGGUUCUUUGUUUGCAAUUCUAUUUGCAAACCGUGCGGCCAAUGUGCGGCGUGUUUCAAUCGGCAUUCAGAGUCCGGUGAUUACCCCGCCGUGUUGUUGAUCCCCGAGCUCCGUUAUUAUGCUCCAAACCAAAGACCACAGUGUGUAUGUGUGUGUGCGUGCGAAUGGGCACUCGUUUUUUUUUUCUAAUGGCCGAUAUGAAGUGUGAGUGAGUGUACGCGGUGCGAAAUCAUCAACUGUGUAUCAAAGCAAAAGAAUAGCGCUUUCGGUGGUUACUUGGUGAAGCGUUCCACAAGCGCUCCGUAUCUGCAGUAACGCUUCGACGGCCCACAGUAUGGCCUACCUUUCCGAUGUAGAUCUCGCAACGCUACACCAGUCACGCCUCGAGGAGCGCGUACAGUAUCGGCUGUCGGCGCUGUGGACGCACGGAGCGGAAUCGGGCCGGGAUUAUCAGCGAUCGUUACCAGCAGUGUCGUCAUCCGCGUCAUCGUCGAGCACGUCAUUAACAAUGUUUGGUGAUCGCGAAGCGGCAAAGCUUACGGCCGUUAAGGUCCCAACCGCGACCACUACAGGCAGCAGCAGUAGCAACGGCACUGUGAACGGUGCGAAGCACCCAAGUGCUAGUGAUAUAGUGAACAAUAACGUGGCGGAGCGGUGUCUACUAGAACCGAUCGGACCUACCUUGGGCAGAUCGGUCGCCAAGGCUUCGAUGGAACGACCGUACCAUCAGCAGCAGCAGCAGCAGCAAUACAACUUUAGCGGUCAUGUGAUACGUCCUAGGAUUAGAAGUAGUAACAGCAUGUCCAGCAGCAGCUCGACUGCAUCCAACUAUCAUCUUCAUCACCAGCAGCCGCAUCAUCACGCAAGCAGUGGUGGAGGAGGCAAACACGUGGAAUGGAGCGAUGACGAUCAUCUGCACGACGACGGCUACUUCUCGUCCGACACACGCCGAAGAAGGUCCGGCACAUGGCCGCGCACGCGAAGUUUGAAUGCACCGUCCCCGUUUCAACAAUUUGGACCAUGCGGUCGGAUCAUGAAAAACUCGGCGAUGGUGAUGCAAAUUCAGGACCCAGCGAGCCAGCGGUUAACUUGGUACAAGCCGCCGCUCGCCGUGCUGGUGAUUAAGAAGGUGCGCGACUCGAAGGUGCUGCAGCCGUUCGUGCAGCUGGUCGAGUGGCUGAUCCACGAGAAGCACAUGGUCGUGUGGGUGGAGGCGGCCAUCCUCGACGAUGCGCUGCUGACGGGCGACAAGCGCUUCACGAAGCUGCAGGACAAGCUGAUCACGUUCAAGGACGGGCGGGACGAUCUGACCGACAAGAUCGAUUUCAUCAUCUGUCUCGGGGGCGACGGGACGCUGCUGUACGCGUCGCUGCUGUUCCAGAAGUCCGUCCCGCCGGUCAUGGCAUUCCAUCUCGGGUCGCUCGGCUUCCUCACCCCGUUCCAGUUCGACAACUUCCAGGAGCAGGUGACGAACGUGCUGGAGGGGCACGCGGCCCUCACGCUGCGCAGCCGGCUGCGGUGUAUCAUCGUGCGCAAGGACAAGACGGAGCAGGAAAUCUCAACCUUCAAAUCGUCUCAGGAUCCGUCGACGAACAUACUGGUGCUAAAUGAAGUGGUCAUAGAUCGGGGCCUGUCGUCUUAUUUGAGCAACAUCGACCUGUUUCUGGACGGCAAGCACAUCACCUCGGUGCAGGGCGACGGGCUGAUCGUGUCGACGCCGACCGGCAGUACGGCCUAUUCGGCUGCCGCCGGCGCCUCGAUGAUUCAUCCGUCAGUGCCCGCCAUACUGGUGACGCCGAUCUGUCCGCAUUCGCUCAGCUUCCGGCCCAUCGUACUGCCAGCGGGUGUGGAGCUAAAGAUUGCAAUCUCACCGGACAGCAGAAACAGCUCUUGGGUGUCGUUUGAUGGUCGAAAUCGCCAAGAGCUGCUGCACGGCGAUAGCCUUCACGUCACCACCUCGAUCUACCCGGUGCCAAGCAUUUGCGCUCAGGAUCAGAUUGCCGAUUGGUUCGACUCGCUCGCCGAAUGUCUGCACUGGAACGUGCGCAAGCGGCAGAAGUGUCUGGACGAGCUGUCCGACCUGACCGGUUCCGGCACGGAAGACAGCGCCAUUGACGACAUCGUGCGCGGUAUCGAAAACCUCGAGAACUAAAGCAUUGCCCGUGUAAGGCGGGGGGAACGAAGCGGGCGAACAAAAGCACAGCUGUUUAGGGAGGAAAAAACUCCGUACUCUGCGACAAACCAAUUUUGGAACGGAAUGAAGAAAGGAGUACAAAGUGAUCCGAACAUAAUAAGCAAUCGAAAGUAGCGAAACAGGCAGCCAGGUAUGUGUGUGUGUAUUUGUAGCUCCUUCGUGUAUUAAGAAGGGCAGGUAGCAAGGAAACAGGAACGUCAUCGCAGAUCUCAUGCAGUGAUGUAGAAAUGCGUGUGGUAGUAGGGGUUGACUAUUGUUUGCUUUUAUGUUGAUUUUUUUCUUCGUGUGGACAGCUUUGAGGACUUCAAAGCUGUAUGUUAGAGAGUAUGCAUUGACAUAACAAGAAUGUGUGUGUGUGUGUGUGCUUGUGGUUUUAGUGAAGGAGAUUGGAUCUUUCGCAAUAGACAGCCCCGAAAUGUUAUUGUAAGGUUUGUCUGCACGUGUAAAUGUUGGCUUGGCUGCAGAAUUGAUUAGAUUUUUUUCUUUUUUUUAAACAAAGGUUUGUGUUUCACACCGUUGCGUGUUCACUGUUUGGGAAAAGAGAGGAUAUUCGUAGCGUUGGCCAGAGGGAAAAUGGCGCUCUAGAUGGUGCGGAAAGCGUAGCCUCCAGUUUGUUUAGUGUCGGUGGUUUUUUUUUGUUCUGUUAAGUUUUGUGAUGCUCUCAAGGAGAGCGCAACCGAAGGCAACAUGCUUCAAUAAUAGUGUUUAAGAGGGAAGUUAUGUAAGGUGAAGCAGAGCAGUGUUUUUUAAAACCACAUGCAAAUCAAUAGCAAAUGGAAAAUGUAAUCAAAAUCAGAAGAAAAUUGUCCUUCAAACCAGCUCAAUCCGUCAAUCGGUGUCCGGCUCUGUCUGUUGGGAAGGCACAAAUAGGAAGCAGUUACCGUUGUUCACACAAUAGACAGAACGGACAAGCAAAAAGGCCGGGAAGGUGUAGUGAUGCUGGUUAAAGGAGAAAAAAGAAGAUGUUUUGUAGUGAUAAACCAAAUUUUUAAUGAAACUGUAACAGGCUUCAGUUCUCGUUUUGUUUGACCGUGCUUUCGUUUCCAGCGUAGAAGGACCGGAAUGGGAUAGCCGUAGAUAUUAUUAUGAUUAAUGGCAAAUAGAACAGGGGAGGGGGCAUGAUAAUAAAUAGCAAAAAAUAGGGAACUAUACUACCAGACAAGUGGGCAAAGUGUGUGUGUGUGCGUAUAUGUGUGGUGUAUACAACAGUGUAACAUUGCCGAGGUUCGCAGCAAGCAAGCAAAUGUAAGAUUUGAUCAAGGAGCGCUACUGGAAAGUGGGGGGGGGGGGGGGGGGGAGGAUUAAGCGUGGAAUAAAAUUCGUGCUGACCCGUAGAGGAAAUUUAUACAAAAUCGUGUGGAUGUAGAGAAAAAAAAGACAAAAAAAGUGAAUAGAAGGAAAAAUAUAUGAGUAUACUAUUUAAUAAACGCGAA
Anopheles merus is the source of this 7189-nucleotide messenger RNA. RefSeq names its product NAD kinase-like. The transcript is spliced from 6 exons. Lineage: Eukaryota; Metazoa; Arthropoda; Insecta; Diptera; Culicidae. The coding region runs from base 3897 to 5714 and encodes 605 amino acids. Gene Ontology annotation, biological process: NAD+ metabolic process; NADP+ biosynthetic process. Gene Ontology annotation, molecular function: NAD+ kinase activity. The record is from RefSeq and is a predicted model, not a curated record.